AUGAGAGGAUCUGUUCACCACCCUUUAUGGAGCUGACAAGUGCCUGUGGAGAAGAUACCUUGCAGCUUAUAGAGAAGAAUGGACUGGCAUUCCCAUUCAUUUGUAAAACCAGAGUGGCCCAUGGAACCAACUCGCACGAGAUGGCGAUCAUCUUCAACCAGGAGGGUCUGAAAGCUGUUCGCCCCCCUUGCGUCAUUCAGAGCUUCAUCAAUCACAAUGCUGUGCUGUAUAAAGUCUUCGUGGUCGGGGAAUCCUACACAGUGGUGAAAAGACCAUCUUUGAAGAACUUCUCUGCAGGAAUCUCAGACAGAGAAUCAAUAUUUUUCAACAGCCACAAUGUUUCAAAACCAGAAUCCUCAUCCGUCUUAACAGCACUGGAUAAAAUUGAAGGAGUAUUUGAGCGGCCAAACGACGACGUCAUCCGGGAAAUCUCUAAGGCGCUGCGGCAAGCUCUGGGAGUUUCCCUCUUUGGAAUUGAUAUCAUCAUUAACAACCAGACGGGGCAGCAUGCGGUCAUCGAUAUCAAUGCAUUCCCAGGUUAUGAGGGUGUUUCGGAGUUUUUCACCGAUCUCCUGAACCACAUAGCUGCUGUCCUGCAGGGUCAGGUGCCUGAGGUGACCCAGCUAAACCGCAGCAAGCUCCUGGCAGAGCAGACGGGGGGGAUCAUGGACGAGCGGAUAUGCUGCGCCAGCACGGGCUGUCUCAGCGUGAUGGGAAAAGACUCCUCCUGGAUUGUGGAAAGCGAGACCAACAGCUCAGUAAAACUGCAACACCAGAGACUAGGCUGCAACUCAGCAGUGUCCCCCAGCUUCCAGCAGCACUGCGUCGCUACGUUGGCAACAAAAGCUUCUUCUCAAUAACUUGCCAAUGCCACGGACAGAGAAAAAGCCACAGGGAUACAGAUUGUGGUCCCAGAACUAGAUCAGGCUGUAACAAUACAAUUGUGAAUAAUGAAAAAAAAACACAACCA
Mesitornis unicolor (brown roatelo) is the source of this 970-nucleotide messenger RNA. It is a transcript of the gene ITPK1, whose product is annotated as inositol-tetrakisphosphate 1-kinase. Gene Ontology annotation, cellular component: cytoplasm. Gene Ontology annotation, molecular function: magnesium ion binding; ATP binding; inositol-1,3,4-trisphosphate 6-kinase activity. The transcript is spliced from 6 exons. Lineage: Eukaryota; Metazoa; Chordata; Aves; Mesitornithiformes; Mesitornithidae. Gene Ontology annotation, biological process: inositol trisphosphate metabolic process. The record is from RefSeq and is a predicted model, not a curated record. The annotation marks the transcript as partial.